AUUCAACAUCAUCCACUCAGUUGCCUUCCCCUCACCUGCACUUCUCGGUAGGUAGGUGACCACUUCUUGCUCGUUUUGUUUCUGCAUCGUUCUAGCAAGCCGAGACGGAACCGAAUCGAUACAAUUGACGAAUCUUCUUUUUAACACAACACUUGCCCUCUUCUGCUCCCAACCCAUCUUCUCUCCUUCCCACUCCCGUCUUCUCUGUUUCUUCUGGAACAUAUCAUCAUUCAUCCAACGCUCGAACGGCUGCGGUGAUCCAAGCACAAACGCAAAGUCCACUCCUUCCCCGCCACCCGAACCGGCAUUAUCAAUCAUCCAAAAAAAAAGUCCAGUCCGCGCUCUACAACUCCCUGCCACUUACCAUUCCAACUCCCAACUAUCGCCGCCCACCAUGGCUUUCGCGAAUGCAUUCUAGAGGGUGGUCCAGUCGUUGCGCAUUCAGUACUCACGAUGGGACCACCCUCUCAGAGUUCUGCGUACUCAACCACACACACAGCCUAGACAUACUACUUAUCAUCGACGCAUCGAGCUUAAAGCCAAGAGUCAGAAGAAACUGAACCAUCUCAGAACCGAUCUUUUAUCCUUCCAGAUUCCUACAACAUCCACUUACAUUCAUCUCCCACCCUUCCCAAACCCUUGACAUUCAACAUUUGCCACUUCGCGUUCCGAAGGCACAGUGGCGCCAGUCAGCCCUACAGACUGCUUAUUCGUGUUUUGCCAGGAUCGCGAUAUCAUAAUCACCACUACUUCUACUUACCGUAUCUCUCAACCUUCUCUUCGCUUGCCCUGUCGUUAGACGACGAUCUACACCACAAUGCCUCGCAAAGCCACCCAACAACUAGUGGGGCGUAGAAUCACCACGAGGACGUCCCGUACCGUCGCGACCGUCGUGGACAAUUCGCUUCAUGCUCCCCCGACCCCGAUCCCCUCUAAUCUCAAUACUCCGCUGAGUUCUGCCUAUCCGUCGACUUAUGCCUCCGAGGCUGAGGGGGACGUUGACGGAGAGGUUGAAGGGGGGGUUGACGGACAAGUCGAUGAGGAUGUUACCAAAGCCAUGGGCGCAUUAACCUUGGCUGGCUCUGUCGAAGCGACUGGUGAAGCUUCUGCCCCCCCAAAGCCUCUCUCCCGACUAGCCAGAAGGAAACAAAAGCCGUUUCCCUUCCUAGAGUUGCCGGCCGAACUACGAGUUAAGAUCUACGAAUACUUCUUCGACGACACCCACUACGUCCUCGACCUAGACCCGGACAAUUACAGGCGCAUUCACAAGAAGCUGGGCUUCUUGCGCACCUGUCGGACCAUCAGCCUCGAGGCCGGCUACCUAUUCUAUAGCACACACACCUUCCGCAUCUUCCCCACCCAUCCGGGCAAACACUUCAAGACCAAGAAGCCUCUGCUUGCCCGCAUGAGCGCCCGCCAGCGCUCCUGGAUUACCAGUCUCGAGAUGCGCCUCGGCCCCGGCUGGAACAAGCCACCGCGCGGCUGGGUUGUCAACCCAGCUCUGGGAUUGCACGAGUGCACCAGCGUGCGCAAGCUGACCGUCUUUGUCGAGUGCGACCCCAGCGACGGCAUUUUUAAUGGCUUCCGUCGCGCCGACGACUUUUACGAGGGCUUCUCCCGUGGUCUGCUGACGGACGUGCUCACCGAAAUGCCCUUUGUCGAACACGUUACCUUUGACGCGUGGAGCAGCGUCCGGAAGAAGGGCGCCAUGAUGCGCGGGCUAAUCAAUACAGCGCUGUCGCAUGGGAAGCAGAUUCUGUGGGGGCCCGAGAGAGGCUGGACUGAUUUGGAUAAUGAAGAGGAUAUUGUGGUCCCUACGAACGACAUGGUGGCUACCGCACUGCUUAAUGGCGUCGGUAUGGACGUUGUCAUCGUUGCUUGACGUAUCCACGCAGCGGGUCAACACUGAAGGGUAUGAUGAUAGUAGUCUGGGAGCAUAAUGGGUUGGGACAGGCGUUCUUGGGUUAGUUUGGGAAUGCAUUGCGAACUGCUUUUAUCUGGAAGUUGUACAAUAUGAAGAGCGCAUCAUGACGUCGCUACUCAGUCUAUCGGGGUACGUUAAAGUGUGUUUAGUCCCUAUUACGAGCCGAGAGCUACUUGACUCGCAUUUCUGAAGACUCUGGCCGAUGGAUCGAGUCCUAUCUCGUAAAGUCAUCUGAUGUUCCCAUAUAUACCUUGUGACAAGCAAAGCGUUCUGUAGACGAACAGACUGGAGCCUCAGCCCAAGAUAUCUGCA
Messenger RNA from Neurospora crassa OR74A, 2236 nucleotides. RefSeq lists its product as hypothetical. NCBI's taxonomy places the organism in Eukaryota, Fungi, Ascomycota, Sordariomycetes, Sordariales, Sordariaceae. The transcript has a single exon. The coding region runs from base 818 to 1882 and encodes 354 amino acids. The record is from RefSeq and is a predicted model, not a curated record.